CGCCUCUUUGAGGUCUCCCUCUUGCUGUUCAGUUUGGGAAAAUUGCUGCAGAGACUUGGAGAUAAACAGGAACAGGAGGAGUCAACCUUGCUCUUUCUUGCAGGAGCAUCUCAGAGCUCAUCUCCUGUCCUGGAUGUCAACGAGUGUAUCUUACCAGAGAUGUAACUGAACAUAUUUUCCUUCAGUACUUUCCUCCUGGGCAACCCACAAUGGCCAGGAACUGCUCUGAAUGCAAGGAGAAGAGGGCGGCGCAUAUCCUCUGCACCUACUGCAACCGCUGGCUGUGCAGCUCCUGCACAGAGGAACACCGGCAUGUCCCAGCCCCAGGGGGCCCACUCUUUGCACGGGCACAGAAGGGAUCCUCAGGGGUGAAUGGUGGCUCUGGGGACUUCGCCUUGUACUGCCCUCUGCACACACAGGAAGUGCUGAAGCUCUUCUGUGAGACAUGUGAUGUGCUUACGUGCCACAGCUGCCUGAUGAUAGAGCACAAAGAGCACAGAUGCAGACAUGUUGAAGAAGUUCUACAAAACCAGAGGAUGCUUCUGGAAAGCGUGACCACGCAGGUGGCACAUAAGAAAUCCAGCCUGCAGACAUCUGCGAAGCAAAUCGAGGACAGGAUUUUUGAAGUGAAGCAUCAGCAUAGGAAGGUGGAAAACCAGAUCAAAAUGGCCAAGAUGGUCCUGAUAAAUGAGCUGAACAAACAGGCCAAUGGGCUCAUAGAGGAACUUGAGGGCAUCACUAACGAGAGAAAACGGAAGCUGGAGCAGCAGCUACAGAGCAUCAUGGUUCUCAACCGGCAGUUUGAGCAUGUGCAGAAUUUCAUCAACUGGGCCGUCUGCAGCAAGACCAGUGUCCCUUUCCUUUUCAGCAAAGAACUGAUUGUGUUCCAGAUGCAGCGGCUGCUGGAGACGAGCUGUAACACAGAUCCCGGUUCUCCCUGGAGUAUCAGAUUCACCUGGGAGCCCAACUUCUGGACCAAGCAGCUGGCUUCCCUUGGCUGCAUAACCACUGAGGGCGGGCAGCUGUCCCGGGCAGAUGCUGUAGCCACUUAUGGGAGCUUACAGGGGUCAUCCUCCUUGUAUCAGGGCCACCAGGCCCCCAUGGCUCAGCAGGACUCUCUCAGCCACCCCGCACACAAGUUCCAGCCUCCAGCACUGUGCUCCUCGUCUGUCUGCUGCUCCCACUGCUCCCCAGUCUCACCUUCCCUCAAAGGCCAGGUCGCCCCACCCAGUAUCCACCCAGCUCACAGUUUCCGGCAGCCCUCUGAAAUGGUGCCCCACCAGCUGGGGGCGCUGCAGUGUUCCACCCUGCUGCCCAGGGAGAAAGAGCUGGCCUGCAGUCCCCAUCCACCAAAGCUGCUGCAGCCCUGGUUAGAACCACCGCCUCCCGCAGACCAGGAGAGUACAUCCCAGCGGCCAGGACAGCAGCUGAUUUCCCAGCCUGUGUGCAUCGUCCCUCCGCAAGACGUUCAGUCGGGAGCUCACGCCCAGCCCGCCAUACAGACACCCUCCAUCCAAGUUCAGCUGGGCCACCACCAGAAGCUGAAGCUCGGCCACUUUCAGCAGCAGCCACAGCAGCAGCCACCGCCCCCACCUCCACCUCCUCCACCCACCCAGCAUGCACCACCACCCUUGCCUCCAUCCCAGCACCUGGCUUCCAGUCAACACGAGAGCCCUCCUGGGCCUGCCUGUUCUCAGAACGUGGACAUCAUGCAUCACAAGUUUGAGCUGGAGGAGAUGCAGAAGGACUUGGAACUCCUCCUGCAGGCUCAACAGCCCAGCCUGCAGCUGAGUCAGACCAAGUCUCCUCAGCAUCUACAGCAAACCAUCGUGGGGCAGAUCAACUACAUUGUCAGGCAGCCAGCACCUGUCCAGUCCCAGAGCCAGGAGGAUUCCCUGCAGGUUACAGAGGAGCCACCAGCACCUGAAGGCCCAAAGCCAGCUCUACCCCUCGACAAGAACACUGCUGCGGCCUUGCCUCAGACAUCCGGGGAAGAAACUCCUCACAGUGUCCCCCCAGUGGACAGCGCCUCCCAGCACUCCUCUCCAAAUGUGGUGAGAAAGCACUCCUCCUCAGUGAGCAUCAUGGGCUUUUCCAACACUCUGGAGAUGGAGUUGUCAUCUACCAGGCUGGCGAGGACCAUAGAGCCACAGAUCCACAGGGUGAGCAGCCUGACAGCUGGCCCCACCCACACAAUUCCGAACCUGCUGAGUGGCCCACCACAAACCGUGUCCAGCCUGAUGAGUGUCUCAAACCAAGCCGUGCCGAGCCCAGCCAGUCACCUGCAACCCGUGCCAAACCUUGUGCGAGGCUCAUUCCAGUCCUUGCCCAACCUGAGGGGCGAUUGUUCCCAGGCCAUUACAAGCCUGGCAAGCAACCACUCACAGGCUGGGCCCAGCCUAAUGUCCGGACACACCCAGGCUGCGCCGAGUCUGGCCACUUGUCCUCUGCAGGGCAUGCCUCCGGUUUCUGACACACAUCUGGAGACUAGAUCAGCUUCCAGUCCUGGCUCUGGCCAAACUGCAGAGAGCCUGGGUCCCAAGGAUGGGGCUGAGUCCUUCAUGGGGAAUGCCCAGUGUAAGAUGGAAAGUGAGGACAGCUCUCGCUUCACAGACUCAGUAGGAAAAGGCCCCGCAGCCUCCAGUCUGGAUGUUCCCAAGGAUUUGGCUAUUCCCUCAGAAUUGGAGGAACCAAUUAACCUUUCCGUGAAAAAACCUUUCCUGGCACCAGUGACCAACACGUCUACUGCUCUUCAACAGUACCAGCGGCCAAAAGAGUAUGAGAAUUUUGAACAAGGAGCCCUAGAGCCGGAUACAAAAGAGAAUCCAAGCAUCAGAGCCAUCAGUAGUGAGCCCAAGAUCCCUUAUGUGCGACUGGAGCGGCUUAAGAUCUGUGCGGCCUCAUCAGGAGAGAUGCCGGUGUUCAAGCUGAAGCCGCAGAACAGGCAGGACGGGAGCUUCCUGCUGGUGAUUGAGUGUGGCGCUGAGUCCUCCAGCAUGUCCAUUAAGGUCAGCCAGAACAGCCUGCCUGAUGCCACCCAAGGCCCAGGGCUGGGGGGAAGAAAGGUCACUGUCACAUCUCUGGCUGGGCAGCGGCCACUGGAGGUGGACAGUGCAUCUUCUGAAGAACAGAGACUGGUUCCCCGAACCCUUGGAGCCAAGAAGUGCACCCCAGCCCCCAUCGAAAAUGAGGACUUCUGUGCUGUGUGCCUCAAUGGCGGGGAGCUGCUGUGCUGUGACCGCUGCCCCAAAGUGUAUCACCUUUCCUGCCAUGUGCCAGCCUUGCUUAGCUUCCCGGGGGGAGAGUGGGUGUGCACCCUGUGCCGCAGCCUGCUGCAGCCUGAGAUGGAGUAUGAUUGUGAGAACGCCCGCUAUAGUCAGCCUGGAGUGCGGCCACCUCCCGGCCUGAGCGUGUAUGACCAGAAGAAAUGUGAGAAGCUGGUCCUGUCUCUGUGCUGCAACAGCCUCAGCCUGCCCUUCCACGAACCAGUCAGCCCUCUGGCCAGGCAUUAUUAUCAGAUUAUCAAGAGGCCCAUGGACCUAUCGAUUAUUCGGAGGAGGCUGCAAAAGAAGGACCCAGCUCACUAUACCACUCCAGAGGAAGUAGUAUCCGAUGUGCGCCUCAUGUUCUGGAACUGUGCUAAGUUCAAUUAUCCCGACUCGGAGGUUGCAGAGGCUGGUCGCUGUCUGGAAGUAUUCUUUGAGGGCUGGCUAAAGGAGAUCUACCCAGACAAAUGCUUUGCCCAGUCCCAGCAAGAGGACUCAGACUCUGAGGAUGUAUCUGGCGAGAGUGGCUGUUCCACCCCGCAGGGCUUCCCGUGGCCUCCCUACAUGCAGGAAGGCAUCCAGCCCAAGAGGCGGCGGCGGCACAUGGAGAAUGAAAAGACAAAGAAAAUGUCGUUUCGUCUGGCCAACAGCAUCUCGCAGGUGUGAGAGCUGGAAGGAGGCGGGCAUGCAGGUGGCCGACGUCCCACCUUCUCGCCCAUCCCUCCCCACCCUUCAGCUUUUCCUCUCCAGAGUGUGGCUGUGAGAUGAGCCUUGUUGAGCGGGUCAUGCUCCCUUCACCAUUUGCAUCUCUAGCAUUUAUCCGGGAGCCAUAGUGUAUCCCCCAUAAAGAAAUUUCAGGAGAACAGGGAAGAGGGAGGCCUUCCUCAUUCCAUGCCUCUUGCGGCUCAGGAGGACCUGGCCGACUCCGCUCACCUCUCAGCAGCCAGGGCUCGGGAGCACCUCACUGUGUGUGUCUGAACUCCUGGUUUAGAAGCGGGUACACGAAAGGAGGUGAGGUUUGGAUGUAUGGCAGGUGUGUGACCCCUGUCCCAGCACAGCCAAAGACUGUCACUGUUUGCCUUUGUGUCCUGUUGGGACAGAGGCAUCUGCCACCGGCAGAACAGUGGAGGCUUCUCGAGGCCUCAAUUGGUGCCUAUUUGGGUUCUCACGGUUUUCAGGGUAUUUGCUUCCCAUGCCCCCUUUCCCGAGUAGGAGUUAGGUGGUCACUGUGAAGUGCUAUGUGUGGCUGGCACUCUGGCCUGAGUUAGGUGGCUGUGCAGAGACCAGAUUUCACUCACACUCAGACGGUGCCAGCUUCAGAGUCUGUCCCUCUGGGCUCGUAGCACCUGAGAAGCCACCUUCUCAGAAGUGGCCACUGUGUGUGUCAGCGGUUCUUCCUCCAUCGCCUCUGUCCUACAUCUGCAUCUUGGGUUUUACCUGGGAGAAGUGAGGUGGCGUCGGCUGCUGGUGCAGGUUCCCUAGCCAGAACAGAUCACAGCCAGUGUGCUGUGCGGGGCCUCUCCUGCCCAAGUUCUACUUCUCUACUUUCUCACACAACCAAAGAUCAGAACUGUGGCCUCGCUGCCCUCAGCCCAGAAGCAGCCAACACACGGUCACCCUUUCUUGUCGGAGCCUGGAGAAGACCGUGGUGACGGAUGGGACUCAUUCCUGGGCUAAGGACAGAGAAGGAGGAUAUUGAGAGGUGAGAAACCAGCAUCCUUUCAUGACAUUAGGUAACUCUAGAGUCACAGUUUUCACAGAAUGCAGGAAGGCAUUCUGGAAGCCCUGGGAAUAGAGCUGUGUACUGUAGAUCCUUUGUAGAUGGAUCUCCACAGUGUAGGCAGAGUGUCUGAGAAGAAGCAUCUGAGAAAUCUACAGGGCCAGGCUUCUGCUUAGACAAGGGCUUGGUUGAGGAAGGACCUGUUGAUUACAUUGCUGGUGGAGAUGGCAUCUUAGUAGCCUGGUCCCGAGGCGCGGCAUGGCUGAUUUCAGGGGACUUUUAGGCUGUGACUUUGGUUUUGUGAAAGUUUAAGGAAGUGAUUAUUCAUAAGGCUUUUUUAUUUUUAUUUUCAUUUAUUUAUUUAUUUUUGCUGGGAAGCAAGGUUCUUUUCACCAGAAAGCUUUUCUUCUCUCCCUGUCAGUCAACAAAAGCACUCAGUCCCUUCUGCACUUGACUGAGGGGAAGCUUCACUUCAAAGCACCGCCCACUGCCACUGCCUUUUCUUUCAGCAGCACGGCAAGCUCUCUUCAGUAGAUGGGCUUCCAUUCCUGCUGUCUGGCUCCAGGCAGCUGAAUCUUCUUCAGUUCGUUUCCAGUCAGGUAACCUUUGAACACAGGCUUUGCUCCUUAUGUUCACAAGAUCUUUGUUGGGCUCUUCUAUUUCUCUUUGGAUUUUGCAUCUUUUUCUCUGAUUAGCCUGGUGAGCUUCCUUCUUUUCAUACGUCUCUAAUUUCUGCUUUGAGGAUCUUUCCUUUUGUGGCCCAUAUUCCAUACUUCACGGUGUUCGGCCCUGGAAAGCCACUGAACACUGUGAUAGCCUGAAACCUAACGGCCUUGACUGGAUCAGCUGUAGAAUGUGCCCAUGACAUGGAAAUGCGUGGUUCAAAGCCUUGCUUUCCCUCUCCUGGUGCAGCUUGUUGCUUGUGUCCUGUCAGAACAAGGAUCAGCUUCUGGGCCCAGAGAUCUUGCAAAUGUGGUCGGCAGGCCUUUGUUCUCUUUCCACUACAGAGCCCCUCUGUGCUGAGAGGCUUCCUCUGAGCCUGUGAACAGGGCAGAUAGGAAAAAGGGAUGACUUUUCCUUCAAGGAGGUGAGUCCCUGGCCCACCAUUCCUUCCCUACACUGACUAGCCCAUGGAAUUUCCCCUGGAACCAAGUUUUUAAAGUUGUCGUAAAUUUUUUUUUUGCAUGCAAAAAAAAAAAAAAACCCAAAAAACAAAAAGCAAAAGAAAAAAAAACAAAACCAAAAAACAAACCCAAACCGGAAGUUUAAGGAAAUUAAAACAAAACCAAACACUUGUUCACUAAGCGAGUUUUGCUCUUUAGCUCAUCAACAUUUUCACUGGAUCCUGCAGUGACUCAUUCCCAUGUGGUCCCAUGGUCAGAUAAGCUCUUUGGUCCUGGGCAAAGUCACACAGUGGAAAUGCAGCGAGUUCUGGUUGUUACAGUGCAGUGUGCAGCCCUAGAAGACAAGAGUCUUCUUCCUGGCUGCGCUGAGAGACGCAGUAGUAGGAUGACUUCAGUGGACGCACGGGGAUUUUAGUGCAAACGUUGGUACAGGAGGGACUUGAAAAGCAACCUUUCACAGAGUAUGGCAGGUCGAUCCACCUGGAUUCAGUAACGGGUACCUGCCUGCUGUAGGGACCUUGCUGAACGGUGGCCACAAGGCCCUCCUUGGACAUGGCUUCAUGGCUGACAUUGUUGGAAAUGCAGUGAGCAUUGGCUUCCUGUCCCUAGUUUUGCCACAGGUCUUUGUAUGCCUCUUACUACGCCGGCCCCUCUUUGUAGCUGUCUCUGCUCCGUUCCCACUUUUGCCACCCUGGUCACUAUUAAACUUCUGAGCUGAGUCUUCGCUUCUGGGCCUCCUCUUCUCCAGCCCCAUUCACUGCUGUGCAAGGUCUCUUCUCCAUGACUGUGUCCCUCUCCCUUCUCCCAGACUUUCCUUCUUCUCCAGGAUUUCCUCCUCUUCCCAGCGUGAACCCAGGGCCCAUCACAGAGGUCCCUAUCAGCAUCUUGGACUUUACUAACUCCCCAGCUUCUACGGUCUCCAUUUUUCACGUCAACCUGCUUUCUCUUCCUUUUUGACUUCUAAGCAUGGCGGACUCAGAACCACAUCCUCAGUAUUGAUUGGGAACCCUUGAACUUGUAUUACUCUUCUUUCUGAUGCACACCCUUUAUCUUUGCUGUCAGCCAAUGACUGAACUUACCAUCCGCUUCCUUGAAGAGAGCUCCUGAGGCGAGGGCUUCCUGCCCGCCGCUCUUCUUCAUGUUGACCAGUGCGUGUGUCCUGUCUCACUUCCUUCCUUGUACUUCUAGUUCUGUGUUCUCUGAGCCCCGAUAUGUCCUCCAAGACUCUGCUUUUUUCCCUCUGGGCUCUGCAGGCUCUCUCCUUUGCUUCCCUUUACACAGCCUACCAAAGUUAUUUCAAGAUUAAGACAAGAAUGUCACAUCUGUGUCAUAUACCACUUUCCCUAGCCAUCAUUAUUAUUUUUAAAAUAAACUGUUUGGCUGGACAUGGUGACAUACAUCUUUAAUCCCAGCACUUGGGAGGCAGAGACCGGAGGAUGUCUGGGAGUUCAGCCUGGUCUACAGAGUGAGUGCCAGGCCAGCCAGAGCUACCCAGUGAGACCCUGUCUCAAAACACGAACAACAAAAAGAAUAUUUUUCUUUGAUUCUUCUUCAUCUCCGGUCCUCUGUUGAUUUUCACAAGAGGCACCAGUGACCACGCAGUUGCCAAAUGCAAUGAAUGCUUCUCAUUUCCCAGCUGUCUGGAGCCCUGCACAGCCCCUCCCUUGGCCCACUCUUCCCUUCGCGUGCCAUGCCCCUCACUCCGUCUUUCAGGACGGUCCCGGUUGCUGCACCAUCUUUAUCUCAGCCACAAAGGCUAAGCUUGUUUGGGACCUAGAUGGAGGGAUGUGUCUGGCUGUCGCCAUUUUCUCCUCUCCAGGGUCUGGGUAAGCAAGCAGAAUCAUAGCUGCCCCCAAUUCCUCCUCUCUGGCUUUUAACCCCUUCUUCCUGGGUUUGCUUCUCCUCUGGAGAGCUCAGGAGCGUCAUGUGCACCUGCAGAGAGUUCUGCAUCUGUGAAUCCUCCCCUCUGUUGCUCCCCGGAGAGCAUAGAGAGGUGGCCCAUUUGUUAAGAGCCCCAUUCAGUCAGCCUAAGAGACUGCUGGAUUUUGCAGCAUGCAAUCUGCCAUCUGGCUCAACUAAAUUCCCACACUGAUGGACAGCUCACUAGUAUGAUACUUAAUCAGUUGGAACCUGCCUCAGUCAGCAGGGAGCCGAGGAUCAUGGGAAGGCAAGCUUUCAGGCUUGAUUCAGGGCUGCAGCCAGGAAGAGUCCUGGCAGGGUGGGGGUGUGUCAUGAUGACCUUCUGAGGGAGGGGAGACUGGGAACUGCCGUGGUUCCUCUAGCUCAGCUAGACCCCUCCUGAAGGUCUUUCUUGUCUGCGUUGAUCACCCCCCCCCCUCAAGCCCCAUCUGCUUACUUCAGAUGCUACCGGAGCUUCAGAUGGUAGCUGCUUUCUUGGAGGUACUGUAGAAGGACAUCUGACUUGAGAGUCUGAGAACCUCAAUUUUAGUAUUGUAAAUGAGGGGCAGUGUGACCUGGGCAUCGCUCAGAUUCUGCAGCUCGAAAGUUGACAACUAUGGAGCCCAGGCCACAGAGGAGCUCUGGUGUGGGGACCCAGCUAGAGAAGUCCCGACCAACAGGGCAACAACUCUACUGGCCGAACCGCACUGCUUGAAGGAAGUCUUCACUGGAGGUGCUGCUUCUUGUGCCGUAUGCCCACACCUCGGGCUGCACACUUCGCCGGUGUCUGGACAUGUCUCUUCUGUGUCUUUCCGAGACAUGCUCAGUUGAUCCAAAGGGGCUAGGGGCAGGCUAGGGGCAGAAGGAAGGAAUUUAAGGAGAAGCAUAAUUGAUUUUAAAUGGACCCACACAUUCAGAAUCAAAUAAAACAUAGCACUUUCCUUUCCCAGCAAUUCUGUCCUAGAGUGGUUUUUAGUGGAAAUCGUUGAA
Microtus oregoni (creeping vole) is the source of this 8999-nucleotide messenger RNA. It is a transcript of the gene Trim66, whose product is annotated as tripartite motif containing 66. The transcript has 20 exons. Gene Ontology annotation, molecular function: zinc ion binding; protein binding. The coding region runs from base 210 to 3932 and encodes 1240 amino acids. The record is from RefSeq and is a predicted model, not a curated record. NCBI's taxonomy places the organism in Eukaryota, Metazoa, Chordata, Mammalia, Rodentia, Cricetidae.